AUGGCGCACCACGCGUGGUGCCGCUCGACGUUCGACCCGUUCGAAGACCCCGCGAACUGCGUUCGCGCCGCGCGCCCCCCCAAUGCCGAGUUGUUCAUUCCGAAUGUCUCGUUCACCUCGGUCGGCGCCCAUGGAUCACUAAAUGGAAAUCCCCAGCCGUUUGAGGACGCCGUCGAGGCCUACCACGUCAACUGCCUCUCGCGCCUGCCCCCCGACGACCCGCGCUGGGCGCAUCCCCUGGCGCGGCGCCUGCGGCCCGACGUCGAGUUCCUCCGCAAGCACCACCGGGCGCGGAAGCGCCGCGUCGUUUUCGACGCGGCGGCGCUCCGCGCGCGCGAGGACCUGACGCCGGACGAGUUCGAGUACGUCGAGGCCUUCGCGAAGGGCGCCGUGGCGUGCGGCGUGGCCGCGACGCGGGAGGCGAAGAAGUCGCACUACGCCGGCAUCAGCGCGGCGAACCUCGCGGUGGUGGCCGUGCUGCGCGACAAGCGCGCCGUGCGGCAGCGCGCCGCGCUCGCCGAGCGCCAGCGCGCGCUCGCCGUCGACGUCGGCUUCACGGACGCCAUCCGGGCCGCGGUCGGGUGGGCUGGGGACGGCCUGCCCGACGACUGCCCGUCGGCGGCCCACCUCGGGUCGCCCGACUGCCCCGGGCGCGCGCGCGCGCUCCGCGCCUUCUUCGAGGGCCGGUCCCUGUCCCCGCGCGGCGUCGACAAGGACAAGGACCGGAUCCGCAAGGCCCUCGGCGACGACGGCUUCCGCGAGAUCAUCGCCGCCCGCUACCCGCGACUCGUCCCCUACCCGCACAUCAUCGAGGCGCUCGCCAAGCGGGCGCAGCUGGACCAUGUGUUCAGCUGCGCCUGCGACCACCCCAUGAACCUCUUCCUCGAGUCCGACGUCCUCAACUCCUCCUUCAGCGACUACAACAUCAUGGCCCUCAAGGCCGCCAUGUACACGCCGCCCGUCAUGCGGGCCGCGGGCGACUGGGUCCGCGCGGCGUUCUCCGCGCAGGGCGGCGGCGACCCGGACGCGUCGAGGGAGCCCGCGGUCGCGGACAAGAACGACUGCUCGAGCGGCGCGUCGCCGUUGUCGUCGCGCGUCGGCGGCGCGCCCGCCGCGGCGGGCGCGUCGGCCCAGGCCGGCGCGUCGACGGAGAACGCGGCGUCGGCCGGGAACGGCACAUCCGAGGCCGCGGCGGCGUCGCCGUCGGGCGCCGACGCGGAGCGGCGCGCGGCCGCGGCGACGUGGUGCGGCGAGAGCGACGAGAGCGAGAGGUCGUGGACGGGCCGGCCCGCCGCGGACGCCGUGGAGACGCGCGCCGGCGGCGGCGGGAGCGUUGCCGAACUGCGACGCGCUCUACAUGUCGGUGAGCGCGGCGUCGAGUUCGGCCCGGUCGCGUCGCCCCCGACGCCGGCGUUCGCGCCGUGGACCGACGCCACGGAGCGCGAGCUCCAAGCGCUCAUCCGGCGGAAGCAAAAGGCACUGCUACAGCCGGCGCCCGGCGCGCCGAACCCGUUCCGCCUCUCCAUCCACGCUCACGCCCUCGACGCCGCAUGGCGCGCCCAGCUCGCGCCUCGCGACCGCAUCAUGCCGAACGCCGCCGACUGCGACUUCACCAAGCUGACCAAGGCCGUCGAGGCGCAGGCGCGCUCGUUCUACGACGCCUACGGCGAGGCGCAGCGGACGUUCGAGCUUCCCAUCCCGUGCCACCCCAUCGAGCUCAUCGGCCUCAGCGCCGCUACGGCGUCAACGGCCGCCGCGAUCUUCGAGGAGGCGACGCUGCGCGUGAGCGGCGACCCGACGAUGGCCGUGCUGCGCGCGCACGUGCGGGCUAUCGUCUUCGAUGAGUCGGGCCUGGGGAAGAUGAUGCUGGAGGCUCGCCUCGGCCUCUCGAACAUCUCCGAGGAGGUCUACGCCGCCGCGCGGCAGCUGUACACCGUCGCCUUCGUCCUCGACGACAUCACCAUGGCGCGCCCCGAGGGCAUCGUCCUCAUCCCGCUCAUCUUCGCGGCCAUGUGGGAGGACCUGGAGUUCAACGGCGCGUGGAAGCGCUACUUCGGCCCCAAGCGCGUCGCGUUGGUCGCGGCCGCGGUCGCGUUCCCCACGAAGGACGCCGCCAUGCGCAUGCAGGCGGGCCUCCGCCACGUCGACGCCCCCGGGGGCGCCGGGCUCCAGACGCGGCUCGACGAGGUCCUCGCCGACGACCCGGCCGCGGACGGCGACGGCGGCGACGGCGCGACCGUCAUGGAGGAGGAGGCGACGCGCGUCGACGGCUCCGGCGGCGCCAUCGACGAGGAGCGGUCCCGCCAGGUGGCCGUCGACGCGCAGGCGUCGCUCGCGGGCUUCGAGGAGCGGCCCGCGGCGUCGGAGGGCGCGAAGGCGUCCGGCGGCGACGGCGGCGACGGCGCGACCGUCAUGGAGGAGGAGGCGACGCGCGUCGACGGCUCCGGCGGCGCCAUCGACGAGGAGCGGUCCCGCCAGGUGGCCGUCGACGCGCAGGCGUCGCUCGCGGGCUUCGAGGAGCGGCCCGCGGCGUCGGAGGGCGCGAAGGCGUCCGGCGGCGACGGCGUCACGGAUUUACUGGCGACCUUCGCGGCCCACGAGCUCGGCGAGCCGCCCGCGCCCCAGGCCGUCGACGCCGCCGCCGUCGACAAGGCCGAGGCCGCCUUGGCGGUCGCGCUGGCGAAUUCGAAUUCGCCGCCGCCCCCAACGGUCGCGCAGCUCGCGCAGAGCUCGAACGCGGAGGCCCUGCGUGCUGUGUUGGCAAAGCUCGCGACGCGCACGGCGCGCCGGCGGCGCUCCAACCCCGUCGUGCUCCGCGAGGAUGCCUACGUCGUCCUCGAUGCCCUUUACGACGACGACGGGGCGAUGCGGCGCAAGGCCGAGCCGCUCGAGGCCGAGGCUCGGUCCAAGAGCGACGCGGCGAAGGCGGCGUUGCGCGAGGGCUGGCGCAUGGGCGUGGCCGAGGACGAGAUCGAUCGGCUCGACCGCGUCGUCGAGGCGUGCGAGCGCGCGGAGUCCGAGAUCCGCGCGCGGCACAGCCUGCACCGGGGCGAGACGCAGGACGACUGGCGGGGUCACAAGUUCUGCCUCGUGAAGAUCGCGAAGAUGACGCGGAAUCGAGCCAAAUGGACUCAGGACGGCUUGGAGGUCGUGAAAUCAUCUGCUGGAGCGAACUUUAGCCUGGUAGUCGUGGAGCCGGUUGCUCCAGGUGGCACGCCGACGGCGGCGCUACCCGCGGCGCCGGCCGAGGACCCGGUGACCGCGGCGCGCCGGACGCUCGCAGUGCUCGGCGCGGAGCUCGAGAACGCCACGACGCGCGUCCUGCGGGUCCACGGCGUGAGUAAGCGCGAGGCGAUCGUGGCGCGCGUGAAGGGCCGCAUCGACGCCGUCGACAUCUGCGACGACGUGGAGCUGCGCGACAUCCGGAGCGACCUCGUCCGCCGCGCGGAGGCGCUGCCCCUCUCGACCGAGGCCCCGCGGCAGGAGCCCACGGCCGUCGAGGCCGCCGCGCCGCAGGAGCCCGUGGGCCGCGACGAGGUCGCGGUGAUGGUGCACCCGGGCGACGAGCGCUUGGAACUUGCGUCCGUCCUGCAAUACGACCGGAGCUUCGGAGGAGGGUACGAGGUGCAGCUCGAGCGCGACAAGGAGAUCGUCGAGCUCCCGGCGAAGCGCGUGCGCCGCCUGGACCCGCACGAGGAUGACGACUUCGCGAAGGGCGAGCCCGUCCUCGCGCUCUUCCCCGAGACGACGUCGUUCCGCCGCGCCGUCGUGGCCCAGAAGCCGAAGCGGGCGCGCGGCGGCGCGCCGCUCGAAAUCGUCGGAUCCACGACGGCCCUCGCCGCGGAGCCGACGCCCUACGCCCUGUCCGACACGAAAUCCGAGGAUUUGGCGACGCUGGCGUCGCUGCCCAUCAUCUGGGCCCUCAUGGUCGUGGUCAUGCGCGUCCUGUCCGACGCGAUCGAGCCCGUCUACUGCGUGCUUUGGUCCCAGGCGCUCACGCUCCCCUACUUCGCCGGCGCCGCGCUGCUCAGCCCGGCCGACGAGGACAAGUCGGGCUCCCUCGGCGCGACGCUCGCCACGGGCAGCGUCCUGGGCCUGCUCUGGGCCCUCGGCGCGCUCGUGCAAAACACGGGCUUCGAACACGGGGCCUCGGCGUCGCACGGCGCGUUCCUCACGCAGAUGACGACGCUCCUCGUGCCGACCUUCUCCAUGCUGCGCGGCGACGUCGUGCCGAAAAAGUUCCUCUACGCGUGCGCGCUCGCGCUGCCGGGCAUCGCGUGCUUCACCUUCGACGCGGGCUCGGGCGGCGGCUCGUCGUCGCUCGACGGCGACGCGCUCUGCGCGCUGGCGGCGGUGGUCUAUUCGUCCUACGAUUUGUACCUGGCGUCCGUGGGCGACGACUUCGACGGGAACCGCAUGAACUUCGCGCGCGCCGUCUUCGGCACCGGCGGCGCGGCCGCCGCCGCGAUCGCGUUCGGGUCCUUCGGCGACGACAUCACCGACGUCGCCGACGUCGUGAGCGGCGUCGCGGUGCCCGCGAUCGGCUUGCCGGUGCUCGCGUGCCUGAACCUGGCGUCGACGACGAUCCAGCCCAAGGCCCACGCCGCCGUGCCGCCGGCCGUGUCCCAGAUCUUCUACGCGCAGACGCCCAUGUGGGCGUCGCUCCUCGCGUUCCUCCUCCUCCGCGAGUCGUUCUCGCCGUCGUCCCAGCUCGGCAUCGCGGCCUUCACGCUGAGCCUCGCCGUCGCCGCGGCGCCCGACGACGCCCUGGCGAAGCUCCUGCCGAAGCAGGAGGCGGCCGAGUCGCCCCGGCUGGAGAACCUUAGCACCACGGCGCUCAUCGCGCCGCGCGCGGCGACGCCGGCGCUCACGCGCGUGCGCGUGGAGACGCUCAACUUCGGCGAGAUGCUGCAAAACGUCGCGAAGCAGGUCGGCGGCGCGCGCGCCAGCGCCGCGGCGUCGCAGACCGCCGGCGAGAAGCUGAAGGCGUUGCUCGGCAAAGCAGAAGGAGUGGACCCGGCGGAGAUCGCCGCGGCCUGCGCCGACGACGUGCUCUACGAGGACAUGGCGUCGUCGACGUUCAAGGGCCCCGCCGCCGUCGCCGCGUAUUUCACGACCAAGUACCAGGGGUGCCGCAUCGCCGUGGAGAAGACGGCGGGCAACGCGACGACGGGCGGCAUGACCUGGCGCCGGGAGAAGGUCGGCGACUCGAGCGUCUACGGCCUCCGCGGCACGACGUACUGCCGCUUCGACGAGGGCGGCAAGCUCCUCUACGUCCGCGAGGGCAGCGAGCCGCUGCUCAAGCCCGGCGAGGCGACGGAGGCGCUCCUGAAGGCCGUGACGGCGAACGUGGAGAAGGAGGACACGCCCGCGACGUACGAGCCGCGGGCGCCGACGGGCGCGGUCGCCGUCGCCGACUACCUGUGGAACGAGGCCUACCCCAAGGGCGCGACGCCCGCCGUGGCGCUGGAGCUCUUCGCCGAGGACAUCCGCUACGAGGACUUCAACUACCCGGCGCCGUUCCUGGGCAAGCCCGCGGUGAAGGAGUUCGUCGAGGCGUUCGACAUCCCGGGCAUCGACUUCGUGCCCCUGGAGAUCUCCGGCGGCGACGUCGACGGCGGCGCGUGCUGCUUCACGUGGAUCGUGAAAGUCAACGGCCAGGACGGGCCCAAGGGCAUCUCGUUCUACGAGUCCGACGGCGCGGGCAAGAUCUCCUACAUCCGCGACAUCCCGGCGACGACGCCCGCGCCGCUCCAGGCCAUCGCGGCGCUGGUGAAUCCCGAGCUGCGCGUCUUCUCGCCGCGGGCGGACUAG
Messenger RNA from Aureococcus anophagefferens, 5814 nucleotides. RefSeq lists its product as hypothetical. The coding region runs from base 1 to 5814 and encodes 1937 amino acids. The transcript has 9 exons. The record is from RefSeq and is a predicted model, not a curated record. Lineage: Eukaryota; Pelagophyceae; Pelagomonadales; Pelagomonadaceae.